CACUUAGCUACAGCCAACCGCCCAAUGCAGCACUCGCUCGCUCCCCCCACCAGCGGAAGCGCCCGCGGAGCACAAUGCAGCACUGAGGCAGCGCCGCGGUGGAGGCUGCAGCUCCUUGGCAGCUGCAGCAUCGGCCCGGGCUGGGAGGGGGCGGCUGAGGGAAGCCGGAGGGCUCUGAGCUAGAGAGCCGGACCCGGCAGCCCCGGCAUGAGAAGCUGAGCGUCUCGGGCGCGGUAGGCUGACAGCAGCACUAUGCAGGCGGCAGCGACUGCGUCCGUGCCCUUCUUGCUGCUCUGCGCCCUGGGGACCUGUCCCCCGGCGCUCUGCGGCCAGGCAGGAGACGCCUCUUUGACGGAGCUGGAAAGGAGGAACGAAAACCGCUUCCUGGAGCGCCAGAGCAUCGUGCCUCUGCGCCUCAUCUACCGCUCGGGAGGCGAAGACGAAACUCAGCAUGACGAGCUCAACACUCGGGUGCGGGGCGACCUCGGCGGCCGGCAGUUGACUCAUGUUGACCAGGCAAGCUUCCAGGUUGAUGCCUUCGGGACGUCAUUCAUUCUUGAUGUCACGUUAAACCAUGAUUUGUUGUCCUCGGAUUACAUAGAGAGGCACAUCGAACAUGGAGGCAAGACUGUGCAAAGCAAAGGAGGAGAGCACUGUUACUACCAGGGCCAGAUCCGAGGAAAUCCUGUCUCAUUUGUUGCAUUGUCAACAUGUCAUGGACUUCAUGGAAUGUUCUAUGAUGGGAACCACACAUAUCUCAUUGAGCCAGAAGAAAAUGAGACGGCCCAGGAGGAUUUCCAUUUUCAUUCAGUUUACAAAUCCAGACUCUUUGAAUUUCCCAUGGAUGAUCUUCCAUCUGAAUUCCAACAAGUAAACAUCACUCCACCAAAAUUUAUUUUGAAACCAAGACCAAAAAGGAGUAAACGGCAGCUUCGAUAUCCUCGUAACGUAGAAGAGGAAACCAAAUACAUCGAACUGAUGAUUGUGAAUGAUCACCUCAUGUUUAAAAAGCACCGCCUUUCUGUUGUGCAUACCAACACCUAUGCCAAAUCUGUGGUGAACAUGGCAGAUAUAAUAUAUAAAGACCAACUUAAGACAAGGAUAGUAUUGGUUGCCAUGGAAACCUGGGCGGCUGACAACAAGUUUGCCAUAUCUGAAAAUCCAUUGAUCACCCUACGUGAGUUUAUGAAAUACAGAAGGGAUUUUAUCAAAGAGAAAAGUGAUGCAGUUCACCUUUUUUCGGGAAGUCAAUUUGAGAGUAGCCGGAGCGGGGCUGCUUAUAUUGGUGGGAUUUGCUCGUUGCUGAAAGGAGGAGGCGUGAAUGAAUUUGGGAAAACUGAUUUAAUGGCAGUUACACUUGCCCAAUCAUUAGCCCAUAAUAUUGGUAUUAUCUCAGACAAAAGAAAAUUAGCAAGUGGUGAGUGCAAAUGUGAGGACACAUGGUCUGGAUGCAUAAUGGGAGACACUGGCUAUUAUCUUCCUAAAAAGUUCACCCAGUGUAACAUUGAAGAGUAUCAUGACUUCCUGAACAGUGGGGGUGGCGCCUGCCUGUUCAACAAGCCUUCCAAGCUGCUCGACCCUCCUGAGUGUGGCAAUGGCUUCAUUGAAACUGGAGAAGAGUGUGACUGUGGAACCCCUACAGAAUGUGUCCUUGAAGGAGCAGAGUGUUGUAAGAAAUGCACCUUGACUCAGGACUCUCAAUGCAGUGAUGGUCUCUGUUGUAAAAAGUGCAAGUUUCAGCCUAUGGGGACUGUGUGCCGAGAAGCAGUGAACGAUUGUGAUAUUUCUGAAACAUGCUCAGGAAAUUCAAGCCAGUGUGCCCCUAAUAUUCAUAAGAUGGAUGGAUAUUCAUGUGAUGGUACUCAGGGAAUUUGCUUUGGAGGAAGAUGUAAAACCAGGGAUAGACAAUGCAAAUAUAUCUGGGGACAAAAGGUGACAGCAUCAGACAAAUACUGCUAUGAGAAACUGAACAUCGAGGGGACUGAGAAGGGAAACUGUGGGAAAGACAAAGACACAUGGAUACAGUGCAACAAAAGGGAUGUGCUUUGUGGUUACCUUUUGUGUACCAACAUUGGCAAUAUCCCAAGGCUUGGAGAACUCGAUGGUGAAAUCACAUCCACUUUGGUUGUGCAACAGGGAAGAACAUUAAACUGCAGUGGUGGGCAUGUUAAGCUUGAAGAAGAUGUAGAUCUUGGCUAUGUGGAGGAUGGGACACCCUGUGGUCCUCAAAUGAUGUGCUUGGAACACAGGUGUCUUCCUGUGGCUUCCUUCAACUUUAGUACUUGCUUAAGUGGUAAAGAAGGCACUGUUUGUUCAGGAAAUGGAGUGUGCAGUAACGACCUGAAGUGUGUCUGUGAUACGCUCUGGACAGGUGCAGACUGCAGCACGUUGUUACUUCACAAUGAAGGUCCAAAGACUAGCAACGGUGUUGCUGGCAUCAAUAUCAUAAUAGGCAUAAUUGCUGGCACCAUUUUAAUGCUGGCCCUCAUAUUAGGAAUAACUGCCUGGGGUUAUAAAAACUAUCGAGAACAGAGACAGUUACCCCAGGGAGAUUAUGUAAAAAAGCCUGGAGAUGGCGACUCUUUUUAUAGCGACAUUCCUCCUGGAGUCAGCACAAACUCAGCAUCUAGUUCUAAGAAGAGGUCUGCUUUUCUGUCGCAUUUUCAGAUUUCUACCUGUUCCAUCACACAUUAUUCCAUUAGUCAGAACAUUUCAUUAUUUUGCAGCAGGUCAAAUGGGCUCUCUCAUUCUUGGAGUGAAAGGAUUCCAGACACAAAACAUAUUUCAGAUAUCUGUGAAAAUGGGCGACCUCGAAGUAACUCUUGGCAAGGUAAUGUGGGUGACAACAGAAAGAAAAUCAGAGGCAAAAGAUUUAGACCUCGAUCUAAUUCAACUGAGAGGGAGCCCCAAGCACCUGAGCCUGGGCACUCCCUCGCCCAGACAGUCCCAUCCCAAGGCAUAAGCCCAGGGGGCUCUGACAGCCCCCAGACAGGGAGUCUGGAUCACAGGACUUUAUCUCCUGCCAAGUCUCCUUCUUCAUCAACUGGGUCCAUUGCAUCUAGCAGAAAGUACCCUUAUCCAAUGCCUCCACUUCCGGAUGAGGAGAAGAAAGUGAAUCGACAAAGUGCCAGGCUAUGGGAAACAUCCAUUUGAGAUCAACUGUUUACAUGUGACACAUCAAAACUGUUUACUUCAACUUUUAUAGAAGCCCAGCCUCACGGAAUCACUGCAAAUCUAUCUGCUCUUCAGAGGACACCAAUACCCUCUGAGAUGCCACAGAGGAGAGGAAGCUGUUUCACAUCUGGAUACCAUUUUCUUUUUGUCAUUGGCUUAGGAUUUAACUGAACCAUGAAAAGAACUACUGACAUGUCACAUUAUAACACAGAACAAUAAGGGUACUGGUAUGUUAAUGGAUAAUCCGCAUGACAGAUAUAUGUAGAAAUAUCAAUAAAAUUAACUCACAUGACCCCAAAUGUAGCAAGUUUCCUAAGGGACAAUAGUGGUUUCAGAACUUCACAUUCUGAAGCGCAUCCUCAUUGUAUACAGUAAUGCUAUAUGCAUGAAGCUUCUGUUUAUUGUUUUCCAUAUUUAAGGAAACAACAUCCCAUAAUAGAAACUAGCAUGCAGGGCUACGGCAUAUAGGAUUUUUCUGCAGGACUUUACAGCUUUGAGAGGCCAAUAUCCCAUAUGCUAACUUUAAACAUGUAUUUUUAUUUUUGUUUUUUACUUUUCAUAUUUAUAUAAGCAUUCAAGGACAAUUGUACAUAUGUAAACAUUUUUAAAAUUAAAAAAGCAGCUGUUACACACAAGUGUAUUUUGCCAAAUGCCUAAAAAGAGUCAGUCACAAUCACAUCAUCCUCCACCAUCCAAUGGUCUUCAAAGAGUAUAAGCAGAUGAUGUAAAUAUAGUGGUCAAUGCUGUAAAUGUGUCUCUCCAUAAUUGGUAUUUGUUGAAAACAUGUGAUAUCCCUUUAAACUGUGUGUAGUCUGGAGGCCGUUUUAUUGAGUCAGCAAGAAACAAAAUGCUCAGCAAAACUUCUGGCCUCCAUAGCUUGCUAAAGCAGGAGUCCAGUAGUGUGGCUGCCUUGCUGCCUUGAGACUAUGCUGGUGGUUGCUCUCUGGGCCCCCAUCCACUAGCCCAUGCACUUCUCUUCUGGGGGUACAUGGUGCCUGCCGCAGCAGCUAUUCUCUUCCACUUCCAGAGCAUAUCAACUAGUCUCACCCUGGAGGCCGUGAGCCCCAAGCAGUGUGUUCUGCUGAGGUUAAGCAGGUGAACCAAAGACAAUCCAGACCACAAACUGCUGGUGAACUGGUAGCUUCCAUCUUGCCAAUACUCUAACCCUUCUGUGUAGCCUGAAGUUUUUUUUCCUUGACAAAACUUUUCAGCCACCUUUAUCUGUGAAAGAAUGACUUGUAACAAAAACAACUUCUACACUGUUUAUUAAGGGUAUUUGUUAACACUGGGAUGUGAGUCCCAACAGGUCAUUCUGCGCUCACCCUGGAGCAAGAUGAUGGAUGGUUCUGCUGUCUGAGCUGGGAAGCCUCAACAGGGCAUAAAGGGUUAAAUGAAAUCUAAAGCCACAAAGAUGCAGCAACUGGAAAAUUAUACAAACAGCAGCAGAAAGAAUCUGAUGUCUUGAGCCCUGUCAUCUUUAAUCCAUAGAAAAAUGAGAAAUUUAUGUUCAAAGCCCUGUUUUUAAACCAAAAGUUCAAUAGCUAUUAUAAUGCCAGCCUGUCAGUCCAAAAAAAAAUUUAAAAAAAAGGCACUCUAGUGAGGUCAGAAAUUGAUGGGAUCAAUCGUGAUCUUUUGUGAUGAAGUAUACUUCUGAUUUCCUCUUUUUAAUUUUUAUUUUUUUCUACAUUUGCUUGAGAGGAAGGGAAUCAGCUGAUAAGAUUUCAGGAAUGCCUUCUAAGUUUGAUUUCUUCUGGUAAUGUACAUGGACAAAAUCCACUUCAUCUCCCUAUGUAAUCACCCUAGUUGCCCAAACUUCCAGUUAGAAGACUGUGUUUCAUCCUCAGUGUUCAUGUCUUCUGUAGAAGCCCUCUCUUCUGCAAGUCUUUGAAAAUGUUUGAAAAGUGGUUUCAUCAUCCAGAAUUAUAUAUUUAAUUAUCUAAACUUUGUGGAAAAUAGCAGUUUUUCACAACAGGAAAUGAUGUGAUUGUUGAUACCUCAAUAAAACAAUCCGUCAGACCAAGGCUGGUGUGAGUGGUGAGCAGUGUUGCCACAGAGCUCUAGCCAAGGACAGAAGGGCAGACAGAUUAAAAGAUGUAGCAAAUAAGGUGACUUGACCAAGAUCAUUUUAAAUGUGCACUGAAUGUUUUCUGGUAUUGAGUGUAUAAAAGGCUAAUAAGGUUUAUUUUGACUACAAAAGAGUUUAUAGAUUUGAAUGUAAGGUGCCUCAUGUAAAUAUCCUUCCUAGUUAUAGUUCCAUAAGCCCUAUUUGAAAGAAUCCACAAAUGGCUAGCUACUCCAUUGGUUAUCUAUCUUUCUCACCUUCUCAAUUAUUUUUACUGAAAAUUAUUAUUUCCAAAAGAAAAUAAUUAUGUGCCUUUUGGGAGAUAUGGUUGUUCUAGAGGUAUAUAGUUUGUAAUCAUACUCAUUGGUAAUAACCUUCUUUUGAAACUGAGUGAAAAGUGAUUGGUCUGUUUGCAGAGAUUAUGAUUUUAGAAAUAUAAUAGCUUCAAUGUUCUGUGCUGAAUAUCUACUCUAUCUCCCGUGUUUAAACAUUCUAGAACCGUUUGUGGAAUUCUUUGACAAAUUUUAGCCUCAAAGGAUAGUUUCAAGAAGUAUCUAUAUGUACACUCAUGAUUGAUGUUCUAGAGCAUUACGUCUAAAUAUUUAUGACUUUUCAUUCACUGAGGUAGACAGAAUGGAUCCAUGGCACCAAAUAAAAGCACAGAUAAUAUAUCUUUUUAAAUAUUUAUUUUGGAGAGAAACUUUGAGGACACAUUGCAGUUCAUAUCAUGCAACUAAUAUUCAUAUUCCCCAGUUCAACAUGGGAUUAUUACUAAGCUGAAAAGAGCAUUUAUUUGACCCUUACAUUCCAUUGUAUGCCUUUCCCCCCACUUUCUGAAGUUCUGUGCAUAGUUAGGACUUCAGAUUGAUAACCCUGCUGUUUGAGAUGUUCCAUUUAUCCAUAUUCAUCACAGUUCUGAUAUAAAAAGACUUUUAGAUGUCUCCACUAAGAGUCAACAUGGGAGUUGUGGAAUGACAGGGACCCCUUAAAGAGUGGAUUAGCUAGACUAACUGUUCUCUGCAUCCAGCACUUACUCCCCACCCCGACUCUGCCUUCUUUCCUAGUACUGGGGAUUGAAUGCAGGGGUGCUCCACCACUGAGCUACACCCUCAGCCCUUUAUGUUUUUAAAUUUGAGACAGAGUCUCAUUGAAUUGUCUAGGCCAGCUUCAAACUCGCUAUCCUCUUGCUGCAGUCUACUGGGUUACUUGCCACCAUAUCUGGCUCAUCCAAUUUCCUAAAAUAGGAAGCAAAAUCCUCCUCUGGAGUCACCAAGCUAGAAAAUGACCCUCAGUCACAUGCAGUCUGUGAAAAGGAAAAAGUCAGUAUGUCUCCAAUAGAUCAUCACAAUGAGGGCUCCCAGACUUACUUUAGUGAUGUGUGUGUGUGUGUGUGUGUGUGUGUGUGUGUGUGUGCGCGCGCGCGCGCGCGCGCGCGCAUGCGUGCUGGGAAUUGAACCCAGGGGCACUUUUACCACUGAGGUACAUUCCCCAGCCUUUUUUAUUUUUAAUUUUGAGACAGAUCUCACUAAGUUGCUUAGGGCCUUGGUAGGUUACUGAGACUGGCCUCAAACUUGGAUCCUCUUGCUUCAGCUUCCUAAGCCUCUGGGAUUACAGGCAUACACCAUCACAUCCAGUGAAGUUGUAUUUUUAAAGAAGCUCAGCACCUCAAUUAGGAAUAACCUACCCUAACAAUUGUUAUAAAAACUAAUUGACCAGCCAGGUGCAGUGCCACAUGCCUGUAAUCCCAGCUAUUCAGGAGGAUGAGGCAGGAGUAUUGCAAGUUUGAGGCCUCCCACAUAAUCCCUUCCAAUUGACUAAUAAAUAAAAGAUAGGGUUAAAAUUCCAAGCCUAUUUUUCAGUUUGGUAUGGUGUUUAUUAAGUGAUACUGCAGUUCCUCUUUUUCCCUUUUGCUUUCAAAGACUUUGAGAAUUGUUUUUGUGCAUAAGGUCAGUUCAGCAUAGAAUUUCUGAAUGUAAGAUUGAUAUGGUUUCUAAAAGAAGCUAGUGAAAGAUAAAAUUAGAUAUUCUGUGUGCUUCUAAGGAGAGGCUGUGUUUGAAUUCUAUAACAAGCUCACAGUUCUCAAUCUUUUCUGUUGAAGCCCUUGCAUAUUUGCAUCAUUUAAUCCUGCCCUAGAUCUUUUGUGGACACUUUACCUGUUACCUUUUUUCAGAUUUUAUUUAUUUUUAUUUUUUUGUUUAGAUACCUUUGAGCCAGAGGAAAUAAUAGUAUUUCUGUCACUUCUUUCAGUGUUUCAAAAUCAUGUUUGUUUAUUUAUUUAUGUCAUCCAUUUAUUUCCUGUUGUUAGUGUUCCAUUUUUACCUUAAAAACACACACACACACACACACACAAACACAUGCAUGCACGGACGCAUGCACAAACUUUAUUUCUUUGUUAUUCAACAUGAUAAUAGAUCCUAAAGAAAAGACUAUUUUACUUAUCUUAAAGGACAGGAAGGCUAGAUAUUGAGUGGCUUGUGUGUGGUGGGAGUGGAGAACAAACUGUGGAACUGUCAGGACUGAAGAGAGGCAAGACAGUUGCCUUCACAGCCCGAUUUGGAAGCUGCUUGCUGCUGCCACUGGAUGCCACAAUAUGGGGCGUAUUGUAAAUAUCUUCUUCCAGUUGGUAAGUUGGCAUGAAUUUUCCAUGAAACACUCUCCCAUUUGCAUUAUAAUUAUCUAUUUUUCCUUAACUUUAUGUUUUCCUUUAAAAUUGUCACCUAAAUACAUUUCCCUCCUUCAAUGUAUGGAGUCAAGAUAAAUUUCUCAUUCUCUCUCUACCAGUUUAAAAGAUUUAAAAAGCAACAUAUCCAUGGAAUAGGGUUUAAUUUCAAACUCAAAUGUUUAUUUUCCUCUUCUGAGAUACUUUCUGAAUGGAUAAGAUUAAUCUGAUUUUGGAUUCAGCAAAAUAUUUUCUCCUCGCACUGGAGAACUAAGCUUUCAUAAAUAUCUUUCCCUGGUUAUUACAUUGUGAGGCACCUGGUCUUCGAUUGUGGCAAUUGCCUGGUGCAGGAGUCCCUCCAAGUUGUGUGAAUGGGAGCUUUUAAAGUGCACCUGCUGGGAACUGCUGGCAUGUGCUCACAGCAUAUGCUGUCAGGCAGGUGUUUUGACUACCAAGAGGAGCGGUUCUACCACUUCUGCAGGUGCAGAACAAAGAUGGUUAAGAUUUUAGAAAAUGGAAGAUACUAUUUCUAUUCACAUUUUAUUCAUGGUUUUGUCAGAAUUCUCAACAUGGAACAUCUUUGUUUUGUAAGCAGUACAACAAAAUAAAUAUUCAAAACAAAAACCUGCCUAGUUAGUAUUUCUGCCCCUUAUAUCCAUGGCCUGACAAACAGUAAGCAUCCUCACUAGGGGAUUUGAGGGAUGCUUCAGAACCUUGCUGUUUCUGAAGUAGCUCCCCCUUGAGUAGCUGUGCAGCACUUUCCUCCUAGUUAGCUUUCCCUGUCAUGGAGGCUAGUACUUCCAUGUGGAGACUGGAAGGACACCAGGGGUGUAGGGUGGGGUGGGAGGCAUUGUUAGCCUCCCUUUGACACUUUAGCAUGUAUUUUGCAACUUGGAAAGUCACUGAGAGACAGGCCCUAAGGUGUGGAUAUCAGAAUGGGGAGGAGAUAAGUAGUAGUAAGAUUUGAGAUAUCAUGGGGCAGUUGUUUAGUCCUGGCUUAGAAGAACCUGAAAGCCAAGCAGGCACAAAAGCUCUAAAUGGUCUCUAGGCAUGUGGUAGGGAAAGAGAUAGUGGGAGCCUAAGGCAGAUUUGUGUGCUUUACAGCUUUCGCCAGUGGUGGCUCUGUAAGUGCUUCAUGGUCCAGUGGGGUGUCCCUGUUGCAUUGUUGGUAGAACUUGCCACAUAACAGAGAGGUGCUUCAAGGGAAGCAGGAUUUUGGUGAGAGGCAUCAUCAUUUCAUGUUCCAAGUUCCCCUAGAAUCAAAACUUAGCAAAAUGUGUGUUUUGUUCUUUUUGUUUUGGUACUGGGAAUUGAACCUAGGUGUGCUUAACCACUGAGAAACAUCUCUAGCCCUUUUCACUUUUCAUUUCAAGACAAGGUCUUACUAAGUUGCUUAGGGCCUUGCUAAAUUGAGACUGACUUGUGAUCCUCCUGCCUCAGCCUCGUGAGUCACUGGCAUUACAGGUGUACGCCAUCAUGCCUGGCUCUGUGUGUUUUGUUUGGUUUCAUUUUAUAAAAAGGCAUACAAUGAGAGUACACAGUCUUGUUAAGAUAAUGUGCAUACAAACCAUCAAUCAUAAAAUUUCAAAGAAAAUUAGUUUCCCCUUUAUUUGUGUGUGUGUGCAUGCACACACUAAUCUGCAUUCACCUGAGGGCUUAGCCUUUUAUUUUAUGAAGUUUCAGUCUGUGAUUUGUUUUGAUGGUUAAGCUCUAAAAUAACACUAAUUUCCCCCAAAUCUACAAAUAUAGCGGUGCUAAGUUAUAUCAGAUAACACAAUACAGAGAGUGCUGAUAGGAAUUAAUACUUAGUAAUAAGACAAGAAUUCCUGCUAAAUUAUGCAUGUGUAUCACUGCCUGAUUAGAAACCCCACUUUUUUUUUCUAAUCCAGCACAAAAUCAAACUGUGAUUCUACAACCAGUCUUUUUAAUGGGUAAAAAUGACCCAACACCUUUGUUUUGUAUGGGGAACUUUUUUUCUUAACACUAACUUCAAAAGCUUAACAAAAGGAUCUUUCAGAAUAACUCAGCAUGUGCUCCUUUUUAACUUGUAAGAAGACUUGUCCCUCUAAACUAGAAUCCCCAACCGACAUCUUUCAGAAACUGGGUGUUCUAUUUAAUCAAAGCAGUUUAUGUUAGUCUGUUUAGGUCUGUGCUAGUGUUUUCCACAUCUGCCAUCCUUGAGGGGUGAUUCCAUCUGCACAUGAUGGAAAUCACCCUGCAAGGAAGUGUUACUAGCAGUACGGUUUCACUUUUGGUAACCAGGUACUUAUGUAUAUAUAUUAAGAUUUGCAUCAUUUUAACAUUCUCUCUGCUACUCUGCACUUCAGGUUCUUACGCUAUUUUAAAAAUAAUUGGGUUUUGGCAAACACCAACUGAAAUGUAUAUGGGACUGCUUUCCUGGGCAAGUGUGAUUUGUUUUAUGGCCAUUCAAGUUAUAAAAUUGUUCUUGCAUUGUAGGUAAACAAAAUCUUGCUGUUUUUAAAGGUCAUUGUAACUUGAGGUUCAAAUUUCUGACGCAAUUUUAUUAGUAUUCACUUCUGAAGCUAAUAAGAUACCAGUUUUCUAUGUUACUCUCAUUGUAACAUCAAUAAAGUGACUUUCAAUAAAAGAUUUAUGUUAUUUUGA
This is a messenger RNA of Marmota monax (woodchuck), 10520 nucleotides long. It is a transcript of the gene Adam22, whose product is annotated as ADAM metallopeptidase domain 22. NCBI's taxonomy places the organism in Eukaryota, Metazoa, Chordata, Mammalia, Rodentia, Sciuridae. Bases 253 to 3153 code for a protein of 966 amino acids. Gene Ontology annotation, biological process: proteolysis. Gene Ontology annotation, molecular function: metalloendopeptidase activity. Gene Ontology annotation, cellular component: postsynaptic density membrane. The record is from RefSeq and is a predicted model, not a curated record. The transcript has 32 exons.